Messenger RNA from Gorilla gorilla gorilla (western lowland gorilla), 2953 nucleotides. Its product is annotated as integrin alpha-E. The transcript is spliced from 22 exons. Gene Ontology annotation, molecular function: integrin binding. The coding region runs from base 1 to 2949 and encodes 982 amino acids. Gene Ontology annotation, cellular component: external side of plasma membrane; integrin complex. The record is from RefSeq and is a predicted model, not a curated record. NCBI's taxonomy places the organism in Eukaryota, Metazoa, Chordata, Mammalia, Primates, Hominidae. Gene Ontology annotation, biological process: integrin-mediated signaling pathway; cell-cell adhesion; cell adhesion mediated by integrin.
AUGAGGACAGAGAGCGGUCCGUUGGAUGUGGCAUUGUGGGGGCCCCUGGUGACCUUCACAGGAACUGACUCAGAGGGUGGGAAAAAGACCUUGGACUUGGUUCACUGUUACCACCAAGCCCCUCGUCCCUUCCCCACCAUCCCCUAUGACAACCCCCGGAGCUCACUGUCUGUCUCAGGACAGCCCAGUUCUCCUGGGCUCCUGGUCACCAGCCCCAGAACCAAGAGGACACCAGGGCCCCUCCAUCGAUGUUCCCUUGUCCAGGAUGAAAUCCUUUGCCAUCCUGUAGAGCAUGUCCCCAUCCCCAAGGGGAGGCACCGGGGAGUGACCGUUGUCCGGAGCCACCACGGUGUUUUGAUAUGCAUUCAAGUGCUGGUCCGGCGGCCUCACAGCCUCAACUCAGAACUCACAGGCACCUGUAGCCUCCUUGGCCCUGACCUCCGUCCCCAGGCUCAGGCCAACUUCUUCGACCUUGAAAAUCUCCUGGAUCCAGAUGCACGUGUGGACACUGGAGACUGCUACAGCAACAAAGAAGGCGGUGGAGAAGAUGAUGUGAACACAGCCAGGUGGCGCAGGGCUCUGGAGAAGGAGGAGGAGGAAGACAAGGAGGAGGAGGAAGACGAAGAGGAGGAGGAAGCUGGCACCGAGAUUGCCAUCAUCCUGGACGGCUCAGGAAGCAUUGAUCCCCCAGACUUUCAGAGAGCCAAAGACUUCAUCUCCAACAUGAUGAGGAACUUCUAUGAAAAGUGUUUUGAGUGCAACUUUGCCUUGGUGCAGUAUGGAGGAGUGAUCCAGACUGAGUUUGACCUUCGGGACAGCCAGGAUGUGAUGGCCUCCCUCGCCAGAGUCCAGAACAUCACUCAAGUGGGGAGUGUCACCAAGACUGCCUCAGCCAUGCAACACGUCUUAGACAGCAUCUUCACCUCAAGCCACGGCUCCAGAAGAAAGGCAUCCAAGGUCAUGGUGGUGCUCACCGAUGGUGGCAUAUUCGAGGACCCCCUCAACCUUACGACAGUCAUCAACUCCCCCAAAAUGCAGGGUGUUGAGCGCUUUGCCAUUGGGGUGGGAGAAGAAUUUAAGAGUGCUAGGACUGAGAGGGAACUGAACCUGAUCGCCUCAGACCCGGAUGAGACCCAUGCUUUCAAGGUGACCAACUACAUGGCGCUGGAUGGGCUGCUGAGCAAACUGCGGUACAACAUCAUCAGCAUGGAAGGCACGGUUGGAGACGCCCUUCACUACCAGCUGGCACAGAUUGGCUUCAGUGCUCAGAUCCUGGAUGAGCGGCAGGUGCUGCUCGGCGCCGUCGGGGCCUUUGACUGGUCCGGAGGGGCGUUGCUCUACGACACACGCAGCCGCCGGGGCCGCUUCCUGAACCAGACAGCGGCGGCGGCGGCAGACGCGGAGGCUGCGCAGUACAGCUACCUGGGUUACGCUGUGGCCGUGCUGCACAAGACCUGCAGCCUCUCCUACGUCGCGGGGGCUCCACGGUACAAACAUCAUGGGGCCGUGUUUGAGCUCCAGAAGGAGGGCAGAGAGGCCAGCUUCCUGCCAGUGCUGGAGGGAGAGCAGAUGGGGUCCUAUUUUGGCUCUGAGCUGUGCCCUGUGGACAUUGACAUGGAUGGAAGCACGGACUUCUUGCUGGUGGCUGCUCCAUUUUACCACGUUCAUGGAGAAGAAGGCAGAGUCUACGUGUACCGUCUCAGCGAGCAGGAUGGUUCUUUCUCCUUGGUACGCAUACUGAGUGGGCACCCCGGGUUCACCAAUGCCCGCUUUGGCUUUGCCAUGGCAGCUAUGGGGGAUCUCAGUCAGGAUAAGCUCACAGAUGUGGCCAUCGGGGCCCCCCUGGAAGGUUUCGGGGCAGAUGAUGGUGCCAGCUUCGGCAGUGUGUAUAUCUACAACGGACACUGGGACGGCCUCUCCGCCAGCCCCUCGCAGCGGAUCAGAGCCUCCACGGUGGCCCCAGGACUCCAGUACUUCGGCAUGUCCAUGGCUGGUGGCUUUGAUAUUAGUGGCGACGGCCUUGCCGACAUCACCGUGGGCACUCUGGGCCAGGCGGUUGUGUUCCGCUCCCGGCCUGUGGUUCGCCUGAAGGUCUCCAUGGCCUUCACCCCCAGCGCACUGCCCAUCGGCUUCAACGGCGUCGUGAAUGUCCGUUUAUGUUUUGAAAUCAGCUCUGUAACCACAGCCUCUGAGUCAGGCCUCCGCGGGGCACUUCUCAACUUCACGCUGGAUGUGGAUGUAGGGAAGCAGAGGAGACGGCUGCAGUGUUCAGAUGUAAGAAGCUGUCUGGGCUGCCUGAGGGAGUGGAGCAGCGGAUCCCAGCUUUGUGAGGACCUCCUGCUCAUGCCCACAGAGGCAGAGCUCUGUGAGGAGGACUGCUUCUCCAAUGCCAGUGUCAAAGUCAGCUACCAGCUCCAGACCCCUGAGGGACAGACGGACCAUCCUCAGCCCAUCCUGGACCGCUACACUGAGCCCUUUGCCAUCUUCCAGCUGCCCUAUGAGAAGGCCUGCAAGAAUAAGCUGUUUUGUGUCGCAGAAUUACAGUUGGCCACCACCGUCUCUCAGCAGGAGUUGGUGGUAGGUCUCACAAAGGAGCUGACCCUGAACAUUAACCUAACUAACUCCGGGGAAGAUUCCUACAUGACAAGCAUGGCCUUGAAUUACCCCAGAAACCUGCAGUUGAAGAGGAUGCAAAAGCCUCCCUCUCCAAACAUUCAGUGUGAUGACCCUCAGCCGGUUGCUUCUGUCCUGAUCAUGAACUGCAGGAUUGGUCACCCCGUCCUCAAGAGGUCAUCUGUGAGUCGGUUUGGACUGAUUCGCUCUUCUCACCACCCUGCAGUUGGCGUCUUCUGCAUCUUAGUCUCAUUUGAAUCUCUCGGUUCCAGCUUUGCGCUUCGCUUGACUGCAGUGUGUCCUCAGCAGUGCUUACAGUGGCUAAGCUGGCUCUGAAAGU